Messenger RNA from Sphaerodactylus townsendi, 2590 nucleotides. RefSeq lists its product as uncharacterized. The transcript has 56 exons. Bases 11 to 2389 code for a protein of 792 amino acids. NCBI's taxonomy places the organism in Eukaryota, Metazoa, Chordata, Lepidosauria, Squamata, Sphaerodactylidae. The record is from RefSeq and is a predicted model, not a curated record.
GAGUCUCUGUAUGGUUGACUUCAUACUUGAAAUGGGUGAAAGAGAAUUCAAGAUGAAGUUCCAUGCCGUGGCUACCGUUCUUGUAGUCCUUCUCAUUUCUCCAAGGGAAAGUGGAUCAGCUCCACUCCUUGGGGGCGGACUCGGAGGAGGCUCUGCGGGUCUUAGUUCACUGGCCGGAGGUCCUGCGGGUGUUAGUUCACUGGCCGGAGGUGCUGCGGGUGUUAGUUCACUGGCCGGAGGUGCUGCGGGUGUUAGUUCACUGGCCGGAGGUGCUGCGGGUCUUGGUUCACUGGGCGCACUCGGCGGAAGCUCUGCGGGUCUUAGUUCACUGGCCGGAGGUGCUGCGGGUCUUAGUUCACUGGCCGGAGGUCCUGCGAGUCUUGGUUCACUGGGCGGGCUCGGUGGAGGUCCUGCGGUUCUCGCUUCAAAGGGUGGACUCGGCGGAGAUUCUGUGGGUCUUGGUUCACUGGACGGACUCAGCGGAGGUUCUGCGAUUUCUGGAUUAAACAUAGUGGAUGAUGCUCAUGUGUUGGCUCACGACGUUGUAGACAAAGCUUUACAGGUCAUUGAAUCAUCAAGCUCUCAGUCUCCAAACCCACAAAAUAUUGUUUCUCAGGGUUCUUCAAGUUCUGUUCAUCCAGGCCAAAACAGUGGAUUUUAUAAGGUCAUUGAAUCAUCCAGCUCUCAGUCUCCAAACCCACAAAAUGUUGUUUCUCAGGGUUCUUCAAGUUCUGUUCAUCAAGGCCCAAGCAGUGGAUUUUAUAAGGUCAUUGAAUCAUCAGGCUCUCAGUCUCCAAACCCACAAAAUUUUGUUUCUCAGGGUUCUUCAAGUUCUGUUCAUUCAGGCCCAAGCAGUGGAUUUUAUAAGGUCAUUGAAUCAUCAAGCUCUCAGUCUCCAAACCCACAAAAUGUUGUUUCUCAGGGUUCUUCAAGUUCUGUUCAUCCAGGCCAAAACAGUGGAUUUUAUAAGGUCUUUGAAUCAUCCAGCUCUCAGUCUCCAAACCCACAAAAUGUUGUUUCUCAGGGUUCUUCAAGUUCUGUUCAUCAAGGCCCAAGCAGUGGAUUUUAUAAGGUCAUUGAAUCAUCAGGCUCUCAGUCUCCAAACCCACAAAAUAUUGUUUCUCAGGGUUCUGUUCAUCCAGGCUCAAGCAGUGGAUUUUAUAAGGUCAUUGAAUCAUCAAGCUCUCAGUCUCCAAUCCCACAAAAUGUUGUUUCUCAGGGUUCUUCAAGUUCUGGUCAUCCAGGCUCAAACGGUGGAUUUUAUAAGGUCAUUGAAUCAUCAAGCUCUCAGUCUCCAAUCCCACAAAGCGUUGUUUCUCAGGGUUCUUCAAGUUCUGGUCAUCCAGGCUCAAACAGUGGAUUUUAUAAGGUCAUUGAAUCAUCAGGCUCACAGUCUCCAAUCCCACAAAAUGUUGUUUCUCAGACCCAUCAAUCUUCAAGCUCUCCUAGUUCAGUCGAUGUUUCUAAGAUUUCUGAAUCCAACUCAGCAGAUGGCAUUUCUAAGAUUGUUCACCAUGUCGCAGACCCAGCUUAUGUGGCUGCUCACCAAACCGCAGAUGCAGUUUCUCGGAUUCUUGGACCAAACCAAUUGAAUGGCAUUUCUGGGAUUUUUGGAUCAAGCCCAUUGAAUGGCCUUUCUGGGAUUUCUGGAUCAAGCCCAUUGAAUGGCAUUUCUGGGGUUUCUGGAUCAAGCCCCUUGGAUAGCUUUUCUGCGAUUUCUGGAUCAAGCCCAUUGAAUGGCGUUUCUGGGAUUUCUGGAUCAAGCCCAUUGAAUGGCGUUUCUGGGUUUCCAGGAUCAAACUUUGUGCAUGGUGUUCCCGGGUUUCCAGGACCACACUUUGUGAAUGGCGUUCCUGGGGCUUCUGGAUUACCAGGCUUUCCUGAUUCAAAACCACAGAGUGUUGUUUAUGAGAACCCUGGUGCUUCAAGUUAUGUUGUUUCUGGCUCAAGCAGUGGACAUUCUGAGAACCCUGGUGCUUCAAGUUAUUAUUAUUCUGGCCCACUCAGUGGAGGUUUUCAGAACCCUGAUGCUUCAAGUUAUUUUGUUUCUGGCCCAGGCAAUGGAGCUUUUGAGAAUUAUGGUGAUUCACGUUAUUUUGAAACAAUCUCACAUGGUGGAAUUCCUCAGAAUUAUGGUGAUUCACGUUAUUUUGAAACAAUCUCACACGGUGGAAUUCCUCAGAACUCUGGUGCUUCAAGUUAUGUUGUUUCUGGCUCAAGCAGUGGAAUUCCUCAGGCCCAAAAUUCUGCUGGCUCAGGCACAGUGUAUAGAUAUCAUGAGGUCCAAAAUUCUGCUGGCUCUCUGCCCUCAGGCGCAGUGUAUAGAUAUCAUGAGAUCCAUAAUCCAUCUGGCUCUCUGCAUCCAGUGCAUAGCAUUUCUGCGGUCUAGGACCACUGAGGCCAUGACUUACGGAAGACACUGGUCCACAAUGCCUUGCCGUUGGUCUGCCUUCUGCCUCACCAUUUCCAGCCAAUCAUAGAUCUUAGUAAUACAGUCUAUAUAAAUUCUGUAAUCCUUGCUGAUUUUUGUCAUCUUUAUGACAACUACUGAUCUACUUUGUGCAACAAUAAAAAAGCAUUCAUGUUAAAA